GCAGAUAGUUUAAAGAAAAACACAGACAACGUAAGUCCAUGCUCAACAGUAGGGACUAGCGAAGAGGUAUCAGCCACAACCACCGUCAGCCUCUGCCUUUCUACUGAAAACUGAACCUUAAAAUCUCUCCCCCUCUCACCCUCUAUGGACGACUCCACCGCGCUGAAACCAGUGCCGCUGCCUCUGCGAUCGUCGGCUCUACGGCUCGGGAACUCGAUCGCCACGCCAGUGCAGCUUCCCGUAAAGCUCUCUCUCCCCAACAGCACCGCGAAGCCGCUUCACUGCUCCAACAGCUUCCCGUACCAAAACGGCAUCGCGCCGGUGCUGAACUUCGAGCUUUUGUCCUCCCUCAAGUCUUCUCAAGCCUACACCUCCUUGAAAGAUCUGCUUCCAUCCUCCAGCGCCGCCGUCGGGUCUCCUACCGUGGCUUCUGCCGCCAACUCCAGCUACGAGGUCUCAAUCCGCAACCGCCUCGUGAAGCAGGCCGCCUGGGCCUACCUCCAGCCCAUGUCCUCCUCCCCGGGCUCCUCCGGCUCACACUUCCUAAGCCGCCUCUGCCUUAGACUCUCCUCCUGCCUCACCGACUGCCUCGACUUCAUCAAGAGCCAUCUCGUUCCCGCCGCAACCCGACUUCUCGAUCAGAUACUCCGCGCCUUUGGCCUCCGGAACAGCAGAUAGCAGAGGCCACGUUAACGGCAAUCGCGCGUCUUCACGGCGACCCACCGAUACCAAUGACUUGUAUGUGUGUGAAUGUUGAUUUGACAGAAUAGUUUCUUCUCUUUAAUUUCCUGUGAAUUUGGUAUCAUUUUUACACAAUUUUCAACGAGAACCCCACAAGAACGGGGAUACGUAUAUAUAUCACUGGAGAAGAAGAAUGAAAUGAAUAUUCAACUUCUCCGAAAAGAAUUAA
This is a messenger RNA of Juglans microcarpa x Juglans regia, 910 nucleotides long. RefSeq lists its product as uncharacterized. The record is from RefSeq and is a predicted model, not a curated record. The coding region runs from base 145 to 678 and encodes 177 amino acids. The transcript has a single exon. NCBI's taxonomy places the organism in Eukaryota, Viridiplantae, Streptophyta, Magnoliopsida, Fagales, Juglandaceae.